AGUACAUGAUUACAUUCAUCAUGGGGAGUUGGUACAUGUACAUGACACAUUCUUUUUACGUCUUUUUCUUGACAAUCCAGUAUGUAAAGCAAAUAAAAAGCAGUCCUUGUUUUGGCCUGGGAGGUGUUUAUGCCUAGAGAUCUCUACAAGGAACCCCCAGGAAGUCCAGGGAUCCUCCAAAAUAAUGUAAGAAAUCGUAACUGUACAUGAGCUCUUCUGAGCAAAACCAUUACUUCUAUAGUUCAAAGCAUUUUAUUGAAUUUUUCAAAAGAAAUCACAAGACAGGAAAUCUAGAGCCUGUAGUCUAAGGUUCCAAGGGGCAGUUUGGGAAACCUUGUUCUAGUCCGUUUCUGUUCUUUUAGAAAAUAGCAGUGCUGUUGUUCCUCUUGAUGAUCUUUUUUUUUUUUUUCCCCACAGUUUCUUAUCAUAACUAGAAAGUACUGUUGGCCUGUUUAUGGUUUAUCUUCCUUUCUCCAGAAGACCAACGUCAUGGGGCCAGGAUCUUGACGGGUGUGUCGUCCCUCACACUUGGCGCAGUUCAAAAUUUUCAAAACAAAUGGUUGAGGAUGAAAAUUGGGGUGUGCAAAAGGGCAGAAACCAGUAAUGAAGUCAGCCUCACCUCAUGCAACCUCCAUUAGCUCUGGAGCCACCUCUGGGACCUGGCCUGGGUGAUGAGCUCCAAAGACAUCUUUUCAUCUCCAGCAUCCUGGCUCCUAUCAGCAGGCUUUUUAUCCUGCCAGAAGCCAGACAGCUGGCUCCAGCUUCUCCUGGUCAGCACCAUGGCCAAGACCCUUAGUGACCAUCUGCUGAACACUCUGGAGGAGCUUGUGCCCUAUGACUUUGAGAAGUUCAAGUUCAAGCUGCAGAACACCAGCCUGGAGAAGGAGCACACCCGGAUCCCCCGGGGCCACCUCCAAAUGGCCAGGCCAGUGAAGCUGGCCACUCUGCUGAUCACCCACUAUGGGGAGGAGUAUGCCGUGCGGCUGACUCUGCAGGUCCUGCGGUCCAUCAACCAGCGCCUCCUGGCAGAGGAGCUCCACAGGGCCACUGGCCAGGAACUUGGGACACAAGAAAGUUGCACUGACACUUUGGCAGCGUCUUCUGGAGAGAACAAGUCCAAGAGCCUGAAGGUACCAGAUGACCCUGCAGGUGACGGGCAAGGCGGCGAUGGGGCAGCCAGCUUGCCAGCCAGCCAGACUGAGGCAGUGAGGGGACCUCAGAAGAAGUCUCCAGGCAAACGGAAGGACCCAAAGGGCCUUGAGGGCCUGGACGUGCAGGGUAAGCCAUGGGCUAGGAAUGCAGCGCUGCCAGCCAGGAGAAGCCCAGUGCUUGCCCAGCAGCAGCAGGGGAACUUGGAGGUCCGGGCGAGUACCCAGCUCCGAAGGAAUGCCAGCUCAGCAGGAAGGCUCCAAGGGCUCUGUAGUGGGGCCUCAGGGAAGAGAGACUCCAAGAAACUAGAAGUAUAUUUGCCUUCAGGAAAAAAGCGACCCAAAAGUCUUGAACUCACUAUUUCUUCAGAAAAGGAAGAACCCCGGAAUCCGGAAACUCUUCUGACAUCUCUUGAGGAAAUGAGAAACGCAAAUGCAGACUCAGCAACCGCUUCCAGAGUAGGGGCUACUUUGGCUCUGGAGAAUGGCUCCAGGAACACAGAACGUUCCACAGUCAUGGAGGGGGGUACGCUCAGGAUCACACUUUCCAGUGCAUCUUUGGCUAGAGAGGAAAAAUCCACAGCAUCCUUCAGGGAAUAUGGAACUGGGCAUCCAGAGACUCGGGGGAAGAUGGCAGGUGGUGUGUUUCAUGAAUCCUCAAACCCAGAAGUACCUUCAUCUUCAGGGAGACCACAGGGUGAAGCUGCAUGUCCCCAGUGCCCCACCCAGGAAGGGGAUCUGCUUGGUAGUACGUGUGUGCAUGGUUCCUGCAGCUGCCCUGUUGCUUCUGGGGACUCCAAGACCUUGGGGAACAGCUUUCCCGGCUGCCUGCAGUGCCAGGCCUUGCUGGCAAGGAAGAGUUCUGGAGAUGUGAGUCCCCAGGCCCUGCCACAGUGCCAGCGCCACAUGAAGCAGGCACGGCUGCUCUUCUGUGAGGACCAUGGGGAGCUCAUCUGCCUCAUCUGCAGGCUGAGUCAGGAGCAUCAAGGCCACCGGGUACGCCCCAUUGAGGAGGCCGCCUUGGACUACAAGGAGCAAAUUCAGAAGCAGCUGGAGCAUCUGAAGGAGCUGAGGAAAUCUGGGGAGGAGCAGAGAUCACAGGGGGAUAUAAAGACAGCACGCUUCCUGAAACAAACUGAAACUCAGAAGCGGAGGGUGCGGUGUCAACUGGAGCAGCUGUAUCAGUUUCUUGAGCAGCAGGAGCAGCUCUUUCUGGCCUGGCUGGAGGAGCUGGGCCAAACCAUUGCCCGAGUCCGGAAGACCUACGGCACCCGGGUAUCCCGGGACAUUGCCCUCCUCGAUGAGCUGAUUGGGGAGCUUGAGGCCAAGCAGGGACAGUCGGAAUGGGAGCUCAUGCAGGACAUUGGAGUCACCUUGCACAGGGCCAAGACAGUGACUGUCCCUGAGGCCUGGGCCACUCCUCCAGAGGUGAAAGAAAAGAUCCACCUGCUGUACCAGAAAUCAGAGUUUGUGGAGAAGAGCAUGAAGUACUUCUCAGAUACGUUGCGUUCUGAAAUGGAAACAUUCAAUGUUCAAGAACUGACUGGUGCUCAGGCACAUGCUGUUAAAGUGUUCCUGGAUCCAACAACUGCCCAUCCAAACCUUGUCUUUUCUGAUGAUAUGAAGAGCGUGAGACUCGGAGGCAAAUGGGACAGGCUGCCUGACAGCCCAGAGAGAUUCAACAGCUGCAUCUUCACGCUGGGCUCUCCAAGAUUCUUCUCUGGCUGCCACUACUGGGAAGUGGAGGUUGGAAACAAGACGGCGUGGGUCUUGGGAAUAUGCAAGGCAUCCACAAGCAGGAAGGGAAGCGUGACUCUAACACCGGAGAAUGGCUACUGGGUGGUGAUGAUGAUGAAGUCAAAUGAAUACCAAGCAUCUACCAUUCCUCCAACCCACCUGCGAAUGAGUGAACCCCCCAAACGUGUGGGCAUCUUCCUGGACUGGAAGGCGGGACACAUUUCCUUUUAUAAUGUGACAGCCAGAUCCCACAUCUACACAUUCACCAGCUUCUCUGCCUCUGGGCCCCUUCAGCCUAUCUUCAGCCCUGGAACACAUGAUGGGGGAAAGAACAUGGGUGCUCUGACCAUCUGUGCAGUGGAUGACCAGGGGCCUCACUGAAUGCCCAACACUGUGCCUCCACCCAUCUCCUGGCCUUGCAUCUUGCAUUCAGGCACUCAGCAGUUACUGACUGCAUACCUACUAUGAACCUUCUGCUGCUAUAGGGAGGGCAGUGAAUAAGAAAUAGUCCCAAUGCCAAGAAGUUUACCAAGCCAUAGCAGAGGUCAGGUAAGUAUACAAAUAUUGGCAAAUCAGGAGUGAAGCUGACACACACGUUGAUGACACGCAGUGGAUUUCAGAGGAGGAAGUACGUGAAGGUUGUGUAAUGAGUUCUGGUAUGAAUUAGCACUCUCAGAUCCUCUGGAAACAAAAGACACUGCUCUCAUUUUUCCCUUCCCACUGUCUUCCCUCUGUCUGCCCCUGUUCUGAGGACACAGGAAACCUAGAUAAAACACAAAGAUACUGGACUGUUACAAAAGUAUUUGUAUGCCUGCAUUAAUGAACUAUGAUUCUCAAGGACAUGAACUGGGUCUCACAAAUAAAUCAAUCAGAAAAUCUGA
Messenger RNA from Chinchilla lanigera (long-tailed chinchilla), 3766 nucleotides. It is a transcript of the gene Mefv, whose product is annotated as Mediterranean fever. The transcript is spliced from 12 exons. The record is from RefSeq and is a predicted model, not a curated record. NCBI's taxonomy places the organism in Eukaryota, Metazoa, Chordata, Mammalia, Rodentia, Chinchillidae. Gene Ontology annotation, molecular function: zinc ion binding; protein binding. Bases 672 to 3266 code for a protein of 864 amino acids.